UCUGCCCUCUCUGAUGAUCUAUAGGAGACUGUGUAGCUUUCCAGCGCUCACUCUCUUCACAGACGGCAGCUCCGAGCGCGGGUCAGCAAGGAGACAUGGCCCUCCGACAAAUCGCGCUGAUGUUCGCAGGACUUCACGUCCUCAUUUGCAAAACAUGGGCCAAGGUGGAGGUGAACAUGGAAGACAGGAUGAAGGUGUCCUUAAACAGCCAUGCUGAAAUCCCCUGUAUAUACAUUUCAGCAGAGCCGGCCAUGACGAUAGUGUGGUCUACGAAAUUACCCAGCAGGGACCAGGCCAGCAGAAGAAUCUACUACUAUGAUGUACCGAAUGAAAUUAUCGAUGAGGGCACUGAUUACACUGGACGGAUCAGUGUCAGACACACUCAUGACAAGAGCAUUGGGCAGGGAAGCAUUAUUCUGACCAUUGAAAAAGUGCGACUGAGUGAUGAGAGGGAGUUCAUCUGCACAGUUGGCAAUGUGUCUACAGAGCACGGUGAAGGACACACUCAACUCCAAAUCUUCAAUUCGCCAUCCUUACCUGUGAUUGUAGUUACACACUCUGGAAUUUCUGUCAGUGCCAAGGGGCCGUCAAAGAUUGCAGACUGUAAAGUGGACAAUGGGUACCCUAGACCCAACAUCACAUGGUACAAGGACAGAUUUCCUCUUCAGAACUCAGAUGGUGUGGUAAAAAUCAUGGAUUCAGUGAUAAAGAAUCCCAGCGGUCUAUUCACAGUAGAGAGUGAACUGUUCAUUAAGGUUGUGAGGGACGAUGAGGAUGCACAGUUCUACUGUGAGGUCAAUUACUUCGUCCCUGAAGGAGUGAAAAUGACAGAGUCCAUUCCUAUCAACAUCACAGUUUACUACCCCACGACAGAAGUUACACUGUCUGCAAAUCUAGAUAAUUUGCUUUUAAAAGAAGGCGACACUGUGGAGAUCAGAUGUAAGGGAAAUGGAAACCCUCAGCCCCUUUUCACUUUCAAACAUAAGGAGGAGGUGUUGAGAUCAGAGAAUGACCUACUGAUUCUGGAAAAUCUCAAGCGAUCAGACAGUGGGACCUAUGAGUGCCAGACAUUUGACUUAUACACAUCUCAAGAGGCCCAUGGCUCCAUCAGUAUCAAAGUACACUAUCUGGAUCCUGUUGUGGUGACACCAGAGGAGAUGGUACUGGACCAGGGGGGAGAUCUCACCUUAACCUGCAAUGCCUUGUCUUCUUUACCCGUAUUCACAGCAUGGUAUAAGGAUGGGAUGUGGGUCUGGGACAGGCAUGUUUUAACGUUACACAAUGCCUCCUAUGACACAGCUGGGAUGUAUGUGUGUGAAUUGACUGUCAGUGUCAUUCCAGAGCUACAAAAACAGAAGUCUGUACAAAUCCAUGUGAGAGGAAAGCCUAAUAUCAAGGGAAUUGCAGUGGGCCUGGUGAAUACAGUUGACCGAUCUGUAAACCUGACAUGCUAUGCACAAGGAUAUCCCAUCCCCAACAUGAGUUGGGACCUCUCUGACCAACAUACAGGCCAGUCUGUUCCUAUCCUGAAUGUGGAGGACCAUGAGACAACCAGUGGUGUUGUCAGUAUGAUCACUGUCAAUGCCACUUCAGAGCUCAUAGCCAACUGUAACGCCUCGAAUGAAUUUGGGACAACCUCUGUUUCUCGCAACAUUGAAGCCUUUGCACGAGGAACCACAACUACAACCAAUGCUCCCAGCACUAAAGCAUCAGGAAUAACCGUAUCACCAAAAAAACGACAGAAAGGUGGCAGUGGAGUCGUCAUAGCUGUCGUUAUCAUCUGUCUCCUCCUGCUAGCUAUUCUUGGCGGUGUGCUCUACUUCCUCUACAAGAAAGGAAGACUUCCAUGUGGGCGCUCAGGAAAGCAGGAUUUCACAAAGGAAAAGGCCAGUAAGGAUGACAUUAUAAUGGAGAUGAAGAGUGGCAAAUCUGAAGAGGCAGUGCUUUUACAGGGAGUCAAUGGGGACCAAAAAACACCCACUGAACAGUGUGAUGAAGACUGAAAACUACAUGGACAUGCGGAGAGGACAGUGGCCUGUGUCCUACGGUCUCAGGGUGGAAUCCCCAUACCAGAGUGCUUAAAGACUUUCUCACAUGAUGUCACCUGAAUUCAGCUUAUGUUUUGUAUUUGACUUACUAUAAUGUGAUUCCAUACAACAUCAUCAAAAAGAGAUAGUCUUAUAUAACAUCAUCAAAAAAACAAUAAGCUCAUUGGACAACCUCUCUCCAGUAUUUACAAUGUACAUAUGACGUACUGUAUAUACUUAGUUAUUUAAAAUGACAGCAUUUAAAGGUUGUGCUUGAAUAUAUUUUUGCUGUCAAUGCAAGUUUUUUUUUUUUUUUUUUUUUACUUUGUUGAGGGUCAUUUUAUAAGUGCCUAAAUCAUUAUGUGCUAUUUCACAUGUCUGUUUUGAACCUGCUCUCACCUCUGCCAUAUAGUCCAUGCACUGAACCACUUAGAACUGUUACCACUGCAGCACCACUGUAAGCAUUUGCUCUGUCCUCUGUUCCCAGUGAUUAAGCCAACUUGAGGGCAUCUUCCGUACAAAUAAAUUAGUCAGGGAAAGUCUCUGACAUCAUCAAUCUUUUUUCCCCCAAAUAUGCAGAAUGUUGGGCUUUUAUAUUUUAAUUAGCUAUAUCAAAUCGAGUUCCUUCCGAAAGCCACUGAAUGUCCACUGGGAGAGUUCAGUCAGUUCUGCAGCUUCUCAGAUGAUCUCAAGGCUGAUGUCUAUUGCCUUUUUUUUUUUUUUUUACUGCCAUGACCUGCUGUCCUCAUCUUGUACUGAAUGUAAAUAGUGAGGAAUUGUAUGACCAACCUCUCCAUUUUUAAGCUUUUAGAGUCAACAUGCAUGUUGAAAUGCAUGUGCAAGGGUUUGUUCAUGUACAGAAUAUUACAUACAGGGUCUUAUCUCUUUUUUGAACUUUUUGUCUGACUUAAAAGCAGAAAGUUGAACAGCAAAAAUAUCUUGGUUAUUCCUUUUACACCAUUUAGUUGUCAUGCAUUUAAAUAUAUUCCCUCCCCCCUCUCAGAAUACUUAUGGUAAACUCUGCCCUCAGUCCAUGGUUUAAUAUAUAUAUAUAUAUAUAUAUAUAUAUUCACCAGUGUUAUACGCUUCUUGCUUUGUGUCAGUGGUAUUUUUGUUAAUGCCUGUUUUUUUUUUAAUUGUCCUGUAUUUCUAUUUAAAAGGUCUGGUAUAUAUAUAUAUAUAUAAAUUUUGAUGUUUAUUCUA
Messenger RNA from Myxocyprinus asiaticus (Chinese sucker), 3230 nucleotides. Its product is annotated as cell surface glycoprotein MUC18-like. The record is from RefSeq and is a predicted model, not a curated record. The coding region runs from base 96 to 2003 and encodes 635 amino acids. Gene Ontology annotation, cellular component: plasma membrane. The transcript has 17 exons. NCBI's taxonomy places the organism in Eukaryota, Metazoa, Chordata, Actinopteri, Cypriniformes, Catostomidae. Gene Ontology annotation, biological process: angiogenesis.